This is a messenger RNA of Anguilla anguilla (European eel), 3215 nucleotides long. RefSeq names its product mpv17-like protein. NCBI's taxonomy places the organism in Eukaryota, Metazoa, Chordata, Actinopteri, Anguilliformes, Anguillidae. The record is from RefSeq and is a predicted model, not a curated record. The transcript has 4 exons. The coding region runs from base 363 to 1016 and encodes 217 amino acids. Gene Ontology annotation, cellular component: membrane; cytoplasm.
UCCAGUUCGUGAUCACUUCGAUGUCGUAUACACUGCCAGCGUGAGCACCGUGCUCACUUGACGCAUUUUUUGUUCCCCCCGAUUUCUGUGGGAAGUGUUUGUGUAUGCCGGCCAAUAAAUGUCAUCUUAAUAUGAUUUAUGCUGCUCCAGAUUUUAUUGAACUGUUAGAGACUGCGUUUUUCACAAGUCUUGUUAAUCCUGAAUUCAAUAUAGGCUAGAAUAAACCGUUUUUGGUUACAUUUUUUAUGAAAGGAAGAUCAGAUGCUUAGGGUAUUCUUGGCGUAGGCGUCAUUUCCAAAUUGUUGGGAUAGCUGCCAAGGCUGUAGAGUUAAUUAGCCAAUUUUAUCUAUUUUAGACAAAUCAUGAGGAAGGCUUUUUUAAAACAAGCAAAAAGGUUUCCAUGGAUAACCAAUGUGAGUCUGUUUGGCUGCUUGUUCGCCGGUGGGGAUUUUGUACAUCAGUGGUUUUCUCGAAGAGACGAAAUGGACUUGCGGCAAACCGGAAAGGUUGCUGUGGUGGCUUUUAGUUUCCACGGCAACUUCAACUACUUCUGGAUGCGUGGCUUGGAGCGGCGGUUUCCUGGAAAUUCCGCAAGCAUGGUACUUCGCAAAGUGAUCCUGGACCAAACGAUUUCUUCACCGAUAGCCACCAGUGCCUUCUAUACAGGGAUGAGUUUGUUAGAUGGCAAAGAUGACAUUUUCCAGGACUGCAGGGGAAAAUUCCUGAACACCUAUAAGACUGGGCUCAUGUACUGGCCGUUUGUGCAGUUGCUGAACUUUACAUUGGUGCCAGUAUAUCUGAGAACCACGUUCACAGGCUGCUGCGCUUUUGUGUGGGCCAUCUUCCUGUGCUUCUCACGACAGAGUGGGGACGGCACCGCAACCGCUGCCCUCACCUGGAUCCUGGACCUCAAAAAGAGGCUCCUUUUGCCAGACUGUGAAAAAUCUACAGGACCUGAACCCACACAGAGAGAGAUAGGCAAUGACACGGGCCACUCGGAGGGAAAGAAACCGUAAUUUGUUCGGAAUGAAGAAACGCUGUGCUUGUGCCUUUGUGGAAAGACAUCCGUGUUGGACUUAAAUGUCUUUCAUUUAAAAAAUGUGAUGAGUUUUAACAGUAAUUAAUUUUUAUUGCCUUGAACCCCAUUUCAUAUUGCAAAGUUUUUCAGGGAAACUUUAAGAAAUAAUUUAAGCAUUACUACAUCAGAAUGUAACGUACAUCAUAAUAACUUGUGUUCAUCCCAAAAUCGUAUACUUCUCUGUCAUCAAGGCAAUUCAGAUUAGACCAAAUGUAUAGUAUUCCAUAAUUGAGAGUUCUGUGCUUGUUGACAAAUUUGGCAUUUUAGUCAUCGAUUGAUACAUGUGAUAGGAUGAAGGGACUUUUUGUCUUGGCGAGUUUAUACAGACUGCUCUGCAGAAUUGGCAAAACAGUUGAAGUAACAGGCUGGUAGCCGGAUAGCUUAUUAUCCCAUCCAUUAUUCAUCCGUUGUCUGUUAGCAGUCAGAUUGUAAUCAUUUGAGUAGCUGUGGGCCAUUUACAGAUAUUAUUAGUUAAACACUUCUUUGAAGAUUGCACUUUCAUUCUAAAAGUCCUUUGUCUAUAACUGCAAUAUAGUGCGUGGUGUUUUAUUUGAAAUUCAAAAUGUAUGACUCAGGUGUGUUUUUCUUUGUAUUGUAUCUCUCAUUGACACAUACAUGUGCACAUGUGCACACACACACACACGCACACACACAAAACCUUUUACAUUUUGUCACUGCAUACUGCCUUCGGUGUGAAUUUGAAAUUAAGGCUUUCUUGGCUAGCUGUCUUUUUCUUCUCUUUCAAUGUAAAAUAUAGAGUACUAGUGGUAUUUGUAAUUUUAGCUUUUAGGUCAUCACACUGGUGUUUUCCUAUUAAAAGAUAACUUUGAAACAACAGAUUAAUUACCAUAAAUAUCAACACAUUUGUUUUGAAAUGUAUGUUUGUGUAUGUAUGUUUAUUUGGAAAUUUUGGUGAUUUAAUGUAUAGUUUAAAGCAGCAUGUUUAAAGUUAGGAGGUAGUUAUUUUUUAUAGUCAAAAACACCACUGGAAGCUAAUAUUAUUGUUCUAGAACUGUUGAGCGAGGAACAUGUGCUAAAUUGCUUCAGUAAAUAAUCAGCUGUACUGGACCAAUUGGUCAUGUGAAGUGUAAGCUAUCUAUAGUACAUUACUCUAGACGAGGGCCCAUGGCAUGCAAAUGUGUAAUGUAGUUAUAUCUUUAUGUAAAAAUAAUAGUGGCCUAUAUCUUCAAUACUGCACCUUAUUAUUCCAAUGGAAUAGUAAUAAUAAUAUAUAAUGAUAUUUUAGGGGUUUAAACAGAAAUUUGAGAAACUGGGAUAGUAAACAAACAUAUCUACACACUUGUAUUGAUAAUAGGAAUGUUUUAUAUGAAUUUCUCUAUCUUUGGAAUUUGCCAGUGGUGCAACUGUCAUUAUUAUCAAUGGUUGUUGUUUGGAUCUUUAAUGGACAAUGAUUCCAGAAUUUAGCCUAUACAGUAUUAUAGUAUUGCACUUCUUCCUUUGGUUUCUUUGUAACUGAUUUUGUAUUGUGACCCUGUUUACAGAUUAUACAGAUAUAAAAUCUGACUAUAUUUGGCUUACUGAAGUUUAUUUUGAUUUACCAAAUAAAUAUUUGUUAUGAACAGUGGAAUAUAUUUGGGUAAAUUCAUUACAGUAUAUAGCCAGGCUUCUUGCUGUGUCUUUUUGUGCCAUUUUGCCUAGUCCUCCUUGCUCUCGCAUUGUUCAGUUCCAGGUUGGCUUUAGUGACAUUAAUGUGAUUUUGGCUUUGCACACUCUGGUGUGUUCCUCUUGUUCUGGUUCUCCAGAAAUAUUUAUGAUGCUGUACAGAUGUAAAUUUAUGGAUUUCCAUUCUUAAUCCUUUAUUGGGGCUGAUAUAUCUUUUUCGGGGUUUGUGUCUCACUGUUUUGCUGUUUUAAAGGUCAACUGUUUUUGUGUUUGUAAACCUCUUAGUGUUAUUUGACAAGCUAACUGCACACAUCCGAGUUCAAAUUCCCUAGUUGAUGGCUAAAUUAUACACAGUCUUUUUUAUUUUUAUACCAAUCCUAGGGAUAAAAUAGAAAAUGCAAAAGUAAUUUAUGUAUUCUUGAAUCUAGUGGUGUUGUUACCCUACUUUGUAAAAAUGUCUUUAUGAAUUAUGAAUUGUGUUUUCUUGUCUUUAAUAAACUUUACUUCAGCUUCA